Seriola aureovittata is the source of this 3938-nucleotide messenger RNA. RefSeq names its product homer protein homolog 1-like. Gene Ontology annotation, cellular component: dendrite; cytoplasm; postsynaptic density. The transcript is spliced from 10 exons. The record is from RefSeq and is a predicted model, not a curated record. The coding region runs from base 1144 to 2268 and encodes 374 amino acids. Gene Ontology annotation, biological process: regulation of store-operated calcium entry; G protein-coupled glutamate receptor signaling pathway. Lineage: Eukaryota; Metazoa; Chordata; Actinopteri; Carangiformes; Carangidae. Gene Ontology annotation, molecular function: G protein-coupled glutamate receptor binding.
GGACGGAGCUGAUGAAUGAGAGCCGAGAGGGGCUGACAGAGACCAGACAGGCUGGGGAUAAUGAGAGAAAGAGCCGGCCGAGGGAGCAUCAGCAUCCGCAGCAUAUUCAGACAACGCAUGAAUCCGAAUUGAGGCUUCGUUACAAGUGAGAAAUAAGACCGAGAGAAACCGGCGUACAUUUUGCACGUAAACCUUCGGUAGAUAAUCUGUUUGGAGGAUGUGAUGCCGGAGCCUGGAGCAUGCACCGACUGUUCUCUGCAUUUUCUCCAGAAGCAGAGGAGAUGAAGCCCUCUCCUGCAAAAAGAUGUCCGCUGUAAAGGACUUAUUUUGCGGCUGGUAAACUCACUAAUCUUGGACGGUCUUGGUCGGAAGGGAGAGAAAUUGAUGGCACAGCGGACGAUGAAGACGAUCCAGCGACCAGCGGAAACUGGGAUUUAUGAACAGUCGGUUUAUUGAGAUUGACGGGUGAAUGUUAACGGUUUCCCUCCCUUUCGGUUGAGGAUAAGUAUCUGUACAUUUACCGUCUUUAUCCGGUCAUAUUUCACAGCUCACAUCAGCAGCCGUUAACCGACAGCAGGUUAGCAACGAAUGGAUAACGUUAAAGCUAUCUUUCGUUUGCCUCUUUUGACAUUUUAACUUUUGUUUUUCUAUUUAUUUUAUUUCAUUUUUAUUUUCUUUAAAAGGGCAGCUUCACCAAUCCGAGUUUGAUUUGGCCGUAAAUCACACUGCCUGUCCUGUCAGCCGGAGUUUAGGUCGUUAAUCCUCGCUUGGGUAUAACUGAGGAGUUUUAUUUAGCUAGCUAACGGUAGCAACUACAGAGCUGCCGUGCCAUUCUCGGUCAUCAUGCAUGCACCGACACGUUUGCUCGGAUGAAACCAAGCCAACACCCCCACCAAAAUGUACCCAAGGGCAUAACAACAACAACAACAACGACGACAGCGAGCCAAGCCAUGUCGGACUGAAAACAGCACCGUGGCUCCGCCGGCCGUGAAGUCACAACAGCAACCAGAGCGGCUUAUUACUACUCGGGGAGGGGAGAGGGGAUCAGAAAGCUGAAGCUAGCCUCCAGCCUGUUCACACCGCCCUCAAGAGACCACCGAGAGGAGCAUUUUCGACCCAAUUUAGCCACUAAAUUCACCAAAAAUGGGAGAGCAGCCCAUCUUCAGUACACGGGCCCACGUCUUCCAGAUCGACCCAAACACCAAGAAGAACUGGGUUCCCACGAGUAAACAUGCUGUCACAGUCUCCUACUUCUUUGACAGCACCAGGAAUGUAUAUCGAAUCAUCAGUCUGGAUGGAUCUAAGGCCAUUAUCAACAGCACCAUCACCCCCAACAUGACAUUCACCAAGACUUCACAGAAGUUUGGGCAGUGGGCCGACAGCCGGGCGAACACCGUGUACGGCCUCGGCUUCUCGUCCGAAGGUCACCUGGUCAAGUUUGCAGAUAAGUUUGCUGAGUUCAAGGAGGCAGCACGGUUAGCAAAGGAGAAGUCUCAGGAGAAGAUGGAGCUCACCAGCACUCCCUCUCAGGGUGGCGCUGUAAAAAGGAACGAGUUGUCAGUCAACAAACCUGGUAAAAAGAAGGAGUCAGCUCCGGGUGACCUGCAGUCACCUUUGACCUCAGAGAGCAUCAACGGUACAGACGAUGAGAGAGUCACACCAGACACACCUCAACACACAGAAGCCAGAGCAGAGCCUUCCCAGAAUGCACUGCCCUACUCACACAGUUCAUCCAGCAUCAAUAAGCACUGGGAGGCAGAGCUGGCGGCUCUUAAAGGGAACAACGCCAAACUGACAGCGGCUCUGCUCGAGUCCACAGCUAACGUCAAACAGUGGAAACAGCAGCUGGCGGCCUAUCAGGAGGAGGCGGAGAGGCUACACAAACGGGUGACGGAGCUGGAGUGUGUGAGCGGUCAAACAACGGUGAUCAAAUCUCAAAAGACAGAACUUAACCAAACGAUAGAGGAGCUGGAGUUGGCUUUGAAGGCCAAAGAGGAGGAGUUGGAGAGACUUAAAGCAGAGGUGGAGAGUGCCAGUGAGUUUCAGUCUCAGAAAGACUCCCUGACACAGAAGUUACAGGACACGGAGUCGAGGAACGAGACUCUGGAGGCCCAGCUGAGCGACCUGGAGCAGCGUCUGGAGAGCAGCCAGCUGGAGAGAGAAGCCUUUCGCAAGAGUCUGCGCUCCCUGCUGGAGCUGCUGGACAGCAAGAUCUUCGAGCUGACCGAGCUGCGGGACACGCUGACCAAACUCAUCGAGGGUAGCUAGAGAGACAAACACACCUCCACCUACAACACCUACGCCACCAACACAGCAGCGGCCAGUGCUCAGAGAGCAACUCUAAAGAAGACACCACCUGCAUGUUGGCACUCACACUCACCGACAUGUAAAACAACUUGAAUUCUCUCUCUCUUUUUUUUUUUUUUUCCUUUUUCCUCCACAUGUAUACGAUACGUGUAAAAGAUGUUUACACACAACUUUAUGCAUUAACGGUUCACACAUUUUGCUACGUCCACAUCGUUUACAAUCAGCCAAGUGAAGAGGGCUUUGCUUGGGCCAUGCCUUCCCUCCGCUCCACUCUGGAUUAUUCUUGACUCUCUGACGACACAAACUCUGAAUUAAUCUGUUUUUAUUAAUUUUUUUGUCUCUUGAACAUAAUUCUGUUUGAGCAGACGUUAAAGUUUUCUGUUUGCUUUUUGCUUCUUGAGACUUUUUGAGCUUCGCUUUGGUGCAUUUUGUCGUCACCUGGAGCUUGCGAUUGUUCCCGUCUUCUUUUAUUCUGUUCCUCACUUUUCUCAUCGUCAGCCAAAUGAACAGCUAAGAGUCCGAUGAGACAGACUCCAGCUUUUCUUACACUUUUUUUUUUUUUGUUAUUUGAACUCUGGAGGGUCGAAUAUGGUGAAGAGAUGACUGCGAGUGUUUCCUCCUGUGACAGAAAUCCACCGUUGGACUGCCAAACAAAAAAAAAAGGCGGAGGAGGACGAUAGUAUGUCUUAUAUUCUUAUACAAUAUAUGAGCAAUACAAAAAGGGAGCAUCAGAGGGUAAAUAAACACUUUCCACUCUCACUUUCAGGUAAUUUUACUCCUCUAUCUUGGAUAGACCACAAGCGAGGCGGGAUUUUAUUCAAUAGUCUUUCUUUCUAUAUCCUUUUUUUAAAGAAUACUACUAUAACAAACUCAUAGUGCACUUGUAAAAAUGGAGUUUGUGUGUGUGGGUGAAUCAGAUGAUCUUCUUUUCUUUCCCUUAUUGUUUCUGUUGCGACUUGAAGUGCAAUGAUUUAAUCCUUUUUCUUUUUUUUGUUAAUUUAUUACUAAAAUAACUAAAGAUUAAUUAUGAUGAACGUUGUACAAAAGCAAAGAUCUUUAUUUACAUCUCGUUUUCACUUAAUCUUUUUUAUCGUCUGGUACGUGGGUGUUGAAUUACGUUCUGUUUUUUGUUUUAUUUUUUUGGAAAAACUGGCAAUAUUUUUGAUCUAUUUAUCACAGGAAGUGGAAAAUUCAUCCGGAGAUCGAAGGGGUGGAUUUGCAAAGAAUUAAUUUUUUUCUUUUGCCAAAUGUUUUCCUGUACAGAUUUGAAUUUUUUUGCUGAUGUUGCCUUUGGUACAGAGAUGCAUCAACGGUAGCUAACUAGCGGUACUUUUCUUUUUUCCUUUUUUUUUUGUGGGAUUUACUAUUGCCAAAAAUUGAGCGACGUUGAGAGGAACAGAGUACGAACACCUGAAGAACACUAUUUAAGGGCUUGUUGGUUCGGGUACAUUUGGGAGACUUGAAUGAUUUUAGCGGUGACUUUAUCUCGUUAAGAAUAUUACAGCUCGAAAGGGACAAAAAAAAAAAAAAAAAAACAUUUGAAUAAGACUUUUAAAUGUUGAGUAUACCACAUGCUUAAAGACACAAAUUGUAAUUUUGAGUUUAUAGUAAAAGAAAAACAAACGAGAAAA